Eucalyptus grandis is the source of this 1343-nucleotide messenger RNA. Its product is annotated as vegetative cell wall protein gp1-like. The record is from RefSeq and is a predicted model, not a curated record. Bases 29 to 1153 code for a protein of 374 amino acids. The transcript has 2 exons. Lineage: Eukaryota; Viridiplantae; Streptophyta; Magnoliopsida; Myrtales; Myrtaceae.
CCCCCGUUGGGACGUAAGGGUUCCAAUCAUGAGGGCUUCUCAUUGCUCUUUUGCUCGCUCUCUCUCUAAUCUCCUCCUCCUCCUCCUCCUCCUUUUAGCCAUUGCUGCUCAAGUUCGAGCAAGACCUCUACUUGCAGAGAGGUUGAUGAUGACAACUGAAGACUAUGGAAGGUCAUUGAGGCCACUGCCUCUGCGACAUACGGCAUCACCACCUCCAUCUCCCCAACCAGACACCCCACCGACACCAGGCGGUGUUGAGGCGUCAUCAAAAUCACCACCUCCAGCUCCAAAAGUAGCACCACCGAUCCACCCAUUCUCAUGCUUAAACUCUCCUCCUUCGGACGACGACUUGAUCAUAUCAAUGGUUACUGAUUUUGACUUUGAGGCACCAUCAAAGUCACCACCGCCACCUCCAAAAGUUUCACCUCCACCGAAGCAAGUGAAGGAUGAUCUUGAGGCGCCGUCAAGCCAAGCACCUCCAUCUCCCCAACCAGACACCCCACCGCUACCACCGACAGACGAUGUUGAGGCGCCGUCAAGCGAGGCGCCUCCACCUCCCCAACCAGACACCCCACCGGGACCAUUGACAGACGAUGUUGAGGCGCCGUCAAAAUCACCACCUCCACCCCCAAAAGUAGCACCACCGAUCAACCCAUUCUCAUGCUUAAACUCUCCUCCUUCGGACGACGACUUGAUCAUAUCAAUGGUUACUGAUUUUGACUUUGAGGCACCAUCAAAAUCACCACCUCCACCUCCAAAAUUUUCACCUCCAUCAAAGCACGUGAAGGAUGAUCUUGAGGCGCCAUCAAGACCACCACCUCCAGCUCCCACAGUAGCACCCCCGCAGAAACCACCCAGGACCGAAGAUUUUGAGGCGCCAUCAAGAUCACCACCUCCAGCUCCAAAAGUAGCGCCCCCAAGGAAACCAGGGAUCAACGAUUUUGAGGCGCCAUCAAAAUCACCACCUCCACCCCCAAAAGUAUCACCCCCAACCCACAAUAUUAACAAUUCCGAGAGGACAUACAAAUCACCGCCGCCAACUCAGAAUUCAUCACCUUCGACCCACCAGUUAACCAAAGAAUUUGGCGGGCUUAUUAUGAUUAUAUCUGAAAGAUCCCCGCCCUCUGCUGAGUCUUAUUAUUCGGCUUAUUAAUUCCCUUCACAGUCCUUAGUUAGGACCUGCCUUUAAUUUUGGGCGUGUUGAUUAGUUGAUUCUGUAGCUGCUGAACUUUUUUUGCAUCGAGUGUGGUGUGAGUAUGAAGUGUUUUCACGGUACACUAUUGUAAAAUAGCAGCUAGUCAGUGUACUUUGCAAUCAGAUGGAAGUUCAGCUGGAUCAGCUCA